This is a messenger RNA of Scophthalmus maximus (turbot), 2892 nucleotides long. RefSeq lists its product as uncharacterized. The transcript has 14 exons. Gene Ontology annotation, molecular function: nucleotide binding. Bases 170 to 1453 code for a protein of 427 amino acids. NCBI's taxonomy places the organism in Eukaryota, Metazoa, Chordata, Actinopteri, Pleuronectiformes, Scophthalmidae. The record is from RefSeq and is a predicted model, not a curated record.
UUGUGGUCGGCUUCACGGCACGAAGAAGUGAGCCACGCUGCUGUUGUGACAGUGUUUCGAUGCGUCUGUGUGUUUGUGUGUCCGUUGUCGUCUCGUGACUGCACCGACGCGGAAGGCAGACAGAGGGUUUGGACCGGCGUAUGGGACAAACAGUUCACAGGGACCCAGAAUGACUUCCCCUGUCCGAGUCAUCGUGGUGGGAGCUGGCUGUCGAGGGGAGAUCUACUCCAAGUUUGCAUCCGUCCAUCCUGAACGCAUGGAGGUGGUAGGAGUUGCGGAUCCAAGGAAAUUUGCUCGCUCGAAACUACAGCAGCAACACAGGAUUGUGGAUGAUAAUGUAUUUGAUGACUGGCACAGUAUAGUUGAAAGAGAGAAGUUUGCAGAUGCUGUGUUAAUUUGUACUCCGGACCGCCUUCAUAAGGAACCUGCUGUGGCCUUUGCAAAGAAGGGCUACCAUAUUCUGCUGGAGAAACCAAUGGCCACGACUGCAGAAGACUGCAUGGCCAUUGUGGAGGCUUGCACUCAGAGUGGUGUGAUACUGUCAGUGGGUCAUGUUCUCCGGUAUGACCCCACCAUCCACAAGAUAAAGGAGCUGAUAGUUGCUGGAGUAAUAGGUGACGUGGUCCAUAUUCAGCACCUUGAGCCGGUUGGGUUUUAUCACUUUGCACACUCGUUUGUUCGAGGGAACUGGAGGAAUGAAGCGGAGAGCUCUUUUGUUCUUUUGGCCAAAUCUUGUCAUGACAUUGACCUGAUACACGACUGGGCUGGAGCUCGCAGGUGUGUGAGAUUGUCAUCGUUUGGAUCUGUCAGCCACUUCCGAAAAGACAACAAGCCAACCGGGGCUGCCGAUCGCUGCCUGGAUUGUUCAAUAGAAAGAGAUUGUCCGUACUCUGCACGCAAAAUCUACCUGGACAGAGUGAAACAGGGGCACACGGGCUGGCCCGUAUCAGUCAUAUGUCCAAGCUCGUUGCCAGACAUCGAGUCAGUUACUGAGGCACUGAGGACUGGACCUUAUGGCCGCUGUGUGUAUGAGUGUGACAACGAUGUCUGUAGUAAUCAGGUUGUUAACAUGGAGUUUGAAGGGGGUCUGACGGCAGGCUUGUCCAUGGUCGCCUUCACUAAGGAAAUUUGCAAGCGAAAAACAACCAUCUAUGGCAGCAAGGGGGAGCUGUCAUAUGAUGGCCAUGAGGUAUGCGUGUUUGACUUCCUGACCCAGAGAUCUACAAAGCACACUGCACAUGAAAACACCCCCUGGCAGUUUGGCAUGAGUGGCCAUGGUGGAGCAGACUACCACCUCAUGGAUGCCUUUAUUUCUGCUGUGGCAAACAAAGAUCCAUCCCUGAUCCGAUCGGGUCCUGCGGAGACGCUACAGAGCCAUUUGCUGGUGUUUGAGGCCGAGCGUUCGCGGCUGGAGGGCAGGGUGGUGUACUGUGGCGAUGCUGGCCAGAGCUAGAUGACGGGAAAACACUGUGACAUUCAAAUGUCCUCUCUAUUUAAUCAUAACACUAUGAUACAUGGGUGAUUCAAGACACAUUCAGAUUCAUGAAUGGAAGGCCAAAACUUGGUGUAUUCGUGCAUAGCAUUUUGCACAUAUUGCUCAGGGAUGUUAAUACUGUGUGUGUUUGUGUCUUCAGUGAAUGACUGAAGCUGUUAAGUUUUUUAAUUAGAUCAGUAUUAGGUAUAUAAUUGCCAAGAACUUGAUAAUUUGUUGCUCAGCAUAAUGCCACUGUAUGAUAAUUUUUUGUGAAGUAAUGUUCACAAAUUCUCAAAUCAUUUCUACUAAAAAGUUUAGACGCACGCAUAAUGUAUUUUCAUUCCAUGCCAGUCAGUGUCAGUGUUCAUAAUAUAUCUAUGAUCUAUUGAUGAUUGCUAAAGGUGUUGUAAUGUCCCUCUAGAUGGAUUGAUGUGAUACUCAGAGCGUAAGUGUAAAAUUGGCAACUAUUGCACUUAACUACGGCUUAAACUUUAUUCAACAGAUUGUGAAAUAAUGCACAUAAGCUUAAGCAUUUUUUCAAAAUCCAAGUGAAUUGGAUUGAUUAUACAUCAGGUUAUUCUCUCUAUUGAAUGACUGGUGUUAUUAUGCUUCCCAGCAUCUCAUGAUCACUAAAAGUAUAUUAAGUGUUUAAGAUCAAUUCUCAAGCUCAGGGCUUUGAGUUGCUCUGUGUCAUGGCGCAGCACCAACUGUAAACAUCAGGACAGUCUUUCAUACUUUUCGUCUAAAUCUGAGGGAUACAUUUUUAAAAAAAAGUUGUGUGUCUAUAAUGAGCCUAAUGAAAACAGUAAAGCAAUGAUUCAAAAGGUUAUUGAAAAGCAGUUUGUAUAAUCAGAACCUUUCUUUUGCCCAUACAUGGACAGAGAUUUGCAUUUCAACAGAUUCAUAUUAAUCACAGGAGACAGGAGGCAAAAAAAGAAAAAGGAAAUAAAGUUACUUGUGCCCACGACUAUCUUCAUUUUUUAUCCCCUUAGGGGAUAAAUAAAAUUCACAUUGUGUUUAUCAUAUACAGUAUACAUUUAUAUAUGACAAUAUGUUUUCUAUCGGGAGGAGACGGACAAAAACAACUCCAAUGUUUGUCAUUUUUCAAAAGGAUUGUGUUGUGCAGAGGUGCCCUUUACUGAAAUUUAAAUCAAUUAUAUAAAUGAUAGUAUUUAUAUAUUACUAUCCAGCCUCUUGUGCUCUUAGAAAUACUAAGUGACAGUAGAAAAACCUCAUGCAUUUCCACAGCACUGUUGAAGUAACAUCUUUCGAACACAAGGUGUCACUAGUUCAUUUGCUCAGAAAUCCACACAUUUGAUCAGCAGUGAACACUGGGAUGACAGUGGUCUGUUGUGUUCAAAGAUAUUAUAAAAUGCUGGAGAAUAUCACAACAAUAAAUAUCAAGCAUAUAAUGACUG